AUGGCCGAAAAGCUGCCACUUGAAAGCCAAAAAUAUCCUGGACAUUCCACCACGAAUCCUGGCCCGAACCAUGAGAUUCGUCGAUCCUACAACUUCGACAUCCGAACGGAGCAGCCCCUGUACGGCAAAAUUCUGGGUGUGAAUUUAUGUCCCAUCGAAAUUGGACUUAUAACGAAUGGCCCCGGCGUUUGUCAUCUACCCAAAAACAUACUCUCAUACCACCCAGGAAGAAUGGAACCGUGCUCUGUUCAUCUGAAUCGAUAUGUGUGGCAUUUUAUGGUGCACGAGGGAAAACCCAGUGUCGCGGCGCAGCUGCUCUGGGAGGGGCAUCGAAAUGUGAUUAUUGAGGAUCCAGAGCUGGAAGGCGCAUCAAGGGCCAAGAUUCGGGAGCUCCAUACGCAGCUUAUAAAGAAGUACGAGGUCUUCGGGACAGAUGAUAUACGUUAUCGGUUCUGCUUGUCUAUUGAUCGAUGCUGUCUUCAAUCGAUCUUGGCAAGUCUGUACCCUCCGGACCUCUGGGACUGGAGGCUGGCGUGGGUAAAAGAAGGUAGGACUGGAGUUGUGAAUCUGCUUGGUAUGCCUGUCUUCCUCAAUCGAGAGGAGGAGGCCGAACACCCAUCUAGAUAUGUUAACUUAGCCCUUUCUUUGAUUAGUUAA
Aspergillus tanneri is the source of this 657-nucleotide messenger RNA. RefSeq lists its product as uncharacterized. The record is from RefSeq and is a predicted model, not a curated record. The coding region runs from base 1 to 657 and encodes 218 amino acids. Lineage: Eukaryota; Fungi; Ascomycota; Eurotiomycetes; Eurotiales; Aspergillaceae. The transcript is spliced from 2 exons.